Molecule: messenger RNA, 324 nt
Organism: Aspergillus oryzae RIB40
Lineage: Eukaryota; Fungi; Ascomycota; Eurotiomycetes; Eurotiales; Aspergillaceae
Product: putative nuclear distribution protein RO10
Exons: 2
Coding region: 1-324 (107 amino acids)
Source: RefSeq, a predicted model, not a curated record
AUGUCAUGUUUGCAUCCAAACCCCAACAUAGAUUACUACUACACAUAUACAAUGACUCUCGAAAAUGAGGCUGUAGCCGGGGCUACAAUUGAAUUACUCGAGUCUCGCCUCCGGCGACUCACCUACCUUCUCACAGGCGACGCAAAUUGGACGGGUAUUCCCACUGCACCCGCGAAACCAGCUUCUCUAGAUGAAAGUGUCUCGCGCCGCCUUCUCAGUCUAGAGCGAGAGCUCGAGAGACUUAGUCGAAACAUCCCCGCUGUGCGGGAUGUGCUUCUUCUCCGUACAGAAACUCAUCCUACAAUGAUCAUACGCGCAAACUAA